This is a messenger RNA of Manihot esculenta (cassava), 1035 nucleotides long. RefSeq names its product mitochondrial import inner membrane translocase subunit TIM23-1. NCBI's taxonomy places the organism in Eukaryota, Viridiplantae, Streptophyta, Magnoliopsida, Malpighiales, Euphorbiaceae. Gene Ontology annotation, cellular component: mitochondrial inner membrane; TIM23 mitochondrial import inner membrane translocase complex. Bases 240 to 782 code for a protein of 180 amino acids. Gene Ontology annotation, biological process: protein import into mitochondrial matrix. The record is from RefSeq and is a predicted model, not a curated record. Gene Ontology annotation, molecular function: transmembrane protein transporter activity. The transcript has a single exon.
UUUACCGUGAAACUUAAACCCUAUUCUGAACAUGUGGCAGGCUUCUUCCUAGAAACCUCUCGCUCUCGCCUCCUCUCUCGACUUCUCUCGUUGUUUUCAUACCUUUUCCGUUUUGACCCGCCUCAGAAUAUCUGUGACUCCAACCCCAUAUCCUCAAAACCCUACCUUUCUCCCUCUAGAGCCUGCCAAAAUUAAAAAUCUCAACUUCUUUUCCUUCUUUCAAACAACAAAGGUAAGUGAUGGAUCAUUCAAACGAUCAGAAGUACUACAAAUAUCACCCAUAUCAGGAUCUCUACAACGUCCCAGCUCAAAGCCUGUAUAAUUUACCUACUUCUCCCGAGUACCUUUUUGAUGAAGAAGCUGCACAUCAGCGCCGCAGUUGGAGUGAAAACCUUCAAUAUUACACCGGAGCUGGUUACUUAUCCGGAGCUAUUAUUGGGGGGGCUAAGGGUUCUUUCGACGGCAUCCGCUCCGCUGAGCCUGGUGACACCAUGAAAUUGCGGAUCAACAGGAUUCUGAACUCCGGUGGACACACGGGUAGGAAGUUUGGGAACAAUUUAGGUGUUUUGGGGCUGAUGUUUGCUGGUCUUGAGAGCGCUUUGAUUCACUACAGAGACACUGAUGAUUUGCUAAAUACGGCUCUCGCGGGGCUCGGGACUGGGGCUAUUUAUCGUGCGGCGAGGGGACCUAGAUCGGCGGCUGUUGCAGGGGCCAUUGGAGGAAUUGCGGCGGCUGCUGCUGUUGCGGGAAAGCAGGUGGUUAAGAGAUACGUGCCCAUAUAAGAAUUGAAAAGUUUGUUUUGUGGGCCGGUUUGAUAGACAAAGUUAGAUGAUUUCAUUAGAUGUUUUUGUUACAUAUCGGUCCAUUGUAAUCCAAUUUGCCGACUUGGCAUUUCUUGAACUCACUGUUUGAUAAUUGAUAGAAAUUUUGGGAUUUUCUAUUUUAUAUUUAUUGAAUUGGUGGUUUAUGAGAAGGCUAGGAAAACUUAUUGGUUAUUUAAAAAUCUAUGUAUUAUGGUGAUACCAUUUACUUUCA